AUGCACUCCGCUGCUGUUCUCCUCAAGGAGGGCGGUCCGUUAGUGGUCGAUGAACGCAUCACCCCUGAGCCCGGCCCUACCGACGUUCUCAUCGAGGUCAAGGCCGUCGCUCUGAACCCAAUGGACUACCUUCAGCGCGAUACCAACUUCCCACCGAUACCCUUCUACCCCGCCGUCAUCGGAUGCGACGCCGCCGGUGUCAUCGCCAAAGUGGGUUCCGAGGUAACUACGGUUGUUCCUGGCACUCGCGUCCUCGCGUUUGUUACCCCCUUCUACCAAAACGGUUCGCCCGACUACGGCGCAUUCCAGAAAUACGCCUUGGCCCCGUUCGAAACCGCCGUCCCGCUCCCGGAUGCCCUCUCCUUCGAGGAGGGCGCUGUUCUCCCCGUCGCCGCCGUGACGGCCUUGACCGCGUGGACCACCAUCGGCAUCCCGAUCAGCACCAGGCACACCCCACAGGACAAGCAGGGCGUGUUAAUCUGGGGCGGCGCCAGCAGCAUUGGCAGUUUCUCUGUCCAAACCGCCCGGAUCCUGGGCUUCACCGUCUACACCACGGCCAGCCCCAAACACCACGCCUACCUCAAGGGGCUGGGCGCCGACGCCGUCUUCGACUACAAGGACAGCGACGUAGUCGCGCAGAUCGUCGCCGCCGUGAAGAAAGACGGCGUCAAGCUGCACACGGCGCACUGCGCGGUCCCCGACAGCCUGCAGCCGACGCUGGACGUUCUCAAGGAGACGAAGGGGGACGCCCCGGCCCGGGUGGCCCAUUCGCCGGUCCUGCUCCCGGACCACCCGACGCUUGACAACACUGAGAUCAAGUUUAACUUCCCGUCGGGGGACAAAGCGGAGAGGGACAGGCACAUGUACGGGUGUUUCCACGAGUGGCUGCAGGAGAAUCUCAAGUCGGGGGCUGUGGUCCCGAGCCCCGGCAUUCAGGUCGAGGGAGGCGGCCUCGAUGGGUUGAACGCCGCGUUGGACAAGCUGAAGGCGGGUGAUUACCCGGCUUAA
Molecule: messenger RNA, 1008 nt
Organism: Chaetomium globosum CBS 148.51
Lineage: Eukaryota; Fungi; Ascomycota; Sordariomycetes; Sordariales; Chaetomiaceae
Exons: 2
Coding region: 1-1008 (335 amino acids)
Molecular function (GO): oxidoreductase activity, acting on NAD(P)H
Source: RefSeq, a predicted model, not a curated record